CACCAAUUCCCAUCAACACAGCCAUCAUCAUGACUUGCGAAGCCUGCCGUACCAUCCCCCCCGUCAUCGCCGUGGGAUACACCCCCAAGGGCACCUACUCGGAGAUUGCCGGUCUGAAGACCUACGUCACCGGCUCGCCCGACGCCCGCGUCGGCCUGGUCGACAUCUACGACAUCUUCGGCCUCUCCAGCCAGACCCUGCAGGGCGCCGACUUGCUGGCAGCCCGCCUGAACGCCGUCGUGCUCAUCCCGGACUUUUUCAAGGGCGCCGCCGCCCACCACGACUGGCUGCCCCCCAACACCGACGAGAAAAUGGCCGCCCUGACGGCGUUCAUGACCAACAGUGCCUCUAUCCCGGACGCCGUGGUCGUGCUGGGCAAGGCGAUCGAGGAGUACCGUGCCCGCUUCCCGUCGGCGAAGAAAUGGGGUGCUUUUGGUCUGUGCUGGGGUGGAAAGGUCACCGUUCUGCUGUCCGGUCCGGAUUCCCCCUUCAUUGCGUCGGGCCAGGUUCACCCCGGACGCAUGGACGCCGAAGACGCCAAGAAGGUGACCAUCCCCCACAUCGUCCUCGCCUCCAAGGACGAACCCGCCGACGUGGUCAAGGCAUACUCGGAAAUCAUUGCCGGCAACGGCGUCGGAGGCCACGUGGAGACGUACGAGAAGAUGUGGCACGGCUGGAUGGGGGCGCGCGCGAACCUCGAGGGCGAGGAGAGCCUGGCGGAGUACAAGCGCGGGUACAACCAGCUGGCCGACUUCUUCGAGAAGCACCUGGAGAAGGCGGAUGCAAAGAUCUAAGCAGCGACGGCGCGGUUACGGUAGCGGAUGAUGGUCCUCUGAG
Aspergillus heteromorphus CBS 117.55 is the source of this 837-nucleotide messenger RNA. Its product is annotated as alpha/beta-hydrolase. NCBI's taxonomy places the organism in Eukaryota, Fungi, Ascomycota, Eurotiomycetes, Eurotiales, Aspergillaceae. The transcript is spliced from 4 exons. The record is from RefSeq and is a predicted model, not a curated record. Gene Ontology annotation, molecular function: hydrolase activity. The coding region runs from base 30 to 794 and encodes 254 amino acids.